Thamnophis elegans (Western terrestrial garter snake) is the source of this 3010-nucleotide messenger RNA. RefSeq names its product GA binding protein transcription factor subunit alpha (gene GABPA). Gene Ontology annotation, cellular component: nucleus. Gene Ontology annotation, molecular function: sequence-specific DNA binding; DNA-binding transcription factor activity, RNA polymerase II-specific. NCBI's taxonomy places the organism in Eukaryota, Metazoa, Chordata, Lepidosauria, Squamata, Natricidae. Gene Ontology annotation, biological process: regulation of transcription by RNA polymerase II; cell differentiation. The record is from RefSeq and is a predicted model, not a curated record.
UCUGCGCUUUUCCCCCGCCAGGGCCCCGCGCGCAGGCCUAGCCGACCGACCGACCGCCAGAGUUGGGAGUCCUCUAAGGGUUCCCCCCCCCGCCCCGACUCCCUUUCGCCGCCAGGACUGUCAGGGAAAACAGGAGCUUCUUGGUUGAACCGUCGUAGCUGCCACGGCGGAAAAGAGAAAGCAGCGGCGCUGCUCCAGUCGCAGCGGGGCUGGAUUGUUUUUGUGACGGAGACCGUGAGGUGGCGGCGGCGGCUGGCUAUCUCUGAAAUAUUUCAACCAUGACUAAAAGAGAAGCAGAAGAACUAAUAGAAAUAGAAAUUGAUGGAACUGAAACAGAGUGCACUGAAGAAAGCAUUGUUGAACAGACUUACACUACUGCAGAAUUUGUAAGUCAGGCUAUUGAUAUCAAUGAACCAGUUGGAAAACUUAAAGAAACUACUAGAACCAAGACUUCAAUGUUCCUAGAAGCCCAUGAAAUCUGUCUCCAAGAUAUACAGCUGGAUCCAGACCGUAGUCUGUUUGAUCAAGGUGUCAAAACAGAUGGAACUGUGCAGCUUAGUGUCCAAGUAAUAUCGAGGCAAGGAAUGGACCCAAAGUUAAACAUCCUUGAAAUUGUAAAACCUGUCGAAACAGUUGAGGUAGUGAUUGAUCCAGAUGCCCAUCACACUGAAACUGAAGCACACCUUGUUGAAGAAACUCAAGUAAUAACAUUAGAUGGAACUAAACAUAUUACUACCAUAUCUGAUGAAACAUCAGAACAAGUAACUCGAUGGGCUGCAGCAUUAGAAGGGUACCGUAAAGAACAAGAACGCUUAGGAAUACCCUAUGAUCCAGUACAAUGGUCAACUGAUCAGGUACUGCAUUGGGUUGUAUGGGUGAUGAAGGAAUUUAGCAUGACAGACAUUGACCUCAAUACACUCAGCAUUCCAGGAAGAGAACUGUGUAGCCUCAGCCAAGAAGAUUUCUUCCAAAGAGUCCCUCGGGGAGAAAUCCUAUGGAGCCAUCUGGAACUUCUUCGAAAAUAUGUACUAGCCAGCCAGGAACACUCUGGAGAAAUAGCAACAGUUACUAUUGAUCAACCUGUGCAGAUUAUUCCAGCUUCAUGUCAGUCUUCUACUCCAACCACCAUUAAAGUAAUUAAUAGUAGUACAAAGGCAGCAAAAGUACAAAGAGCUCCAAGGAUUUCAGGGGAAGAUAGAAGUUCCCCUGGUAACAGAACAGGAAACAAUGGUCAGAUCCAGUUAUGGCAAUUCUUGCUUGAGCUUCUGACUGAAGAUGCCCGAGAUUGCAUUUCAUGGGUUGGUGACGAAGGAGAGUUUACUAAUCAACCAGAACUAGUUGCAAAGUGGGGACAACGUAAAAAUAAGCCUACAAUGAAUUAUGAAAAACUCAGUCGUGCUUUACGGUAUUACUACGAUGGUGACAUGAUCUGCAAAGUACAAGGCAAAAGGUUUGUAUACAAGUUUGUAUGUGACUUGAAGACUCUCAUUGGGUACAGUGCAGCUGAACUGAAUCGGUUGGUGACAGAAUGUGAACAAAAGAAACUGGCAAAGAUGCAACUGCAUGGGAUUACACAACCGGUCACAGCAGUUGCAUUGGCUACAGCAUCUCUGCAAACAGAAAAAAGAGAACUGAGGACUAGGACCUAAAAGCUUGACAACAUUCUUUUACACUUAGCAGUUUCUGGUUUUAAAAUUAGAACUGCAUCUAUUAAUUGGCAAUUCAAUAUGAUGCAUGAUUUUCUACAAGGAACGCUCAUAAAUUAGGGCCUUUUUCACUUAAAAAUGUGUUUCAUGAAUGUUAAGGGCACUCCACAGGUUCGUACAGGUUGUAGCAAAGAGUUUGGGAAUUAUAAGCAAAUUGAAGAUCUGUUGGUAUUGUUGUGCUACAUUGCUUAUUUUUUUCAGAGCUUAAAGCAUUCACAUAUAGAACAGUCAGAUUUUUUUUAAAAAAAAAUGGUGUCUGCACUUUUUCAGAUGCUGUGUUAAUUUCUAAAAUUAGAACAGCUUGUUAGAGCUAUCCUCAUAACUUUAAGCAUGACAGAUUGUAAGAAAAAAUUGAUAUAAAGGUGUUUUCUUUGCCCCUUAGCAAGAAGAAAAGUAACUGCUGAAAAGAGAAAUCCAAAUUUAAUGCCAAUAAGCCAAUUAUGAGUAUUUUGAUAUCUGUAGAUAAAUGUGUAUUUGAGGAGAAAAUGCUUACUAUCUUGAGAAAUUUGUUAAGCUUAAUGUCUGGCACAAAAAGGAUUUCCACAUUUUUAUUGUAGGAAUUAAAAACUUGAAUUUGUCUCUCAUCCAAAGAAUAAAUUGCUUUGUUUAAUCUACACUGCAGAGUAUAUCAGCUGUUUCUGCUUUUAUACUUGCACUGUAAUUAUUUUUCAACUGAAGACUUAAGUUAAUCACAGAAAGAAACCCCUUCUUGUUGAGUAACAGAAUUAAAGAAUGGAGUUUGAUUUCCCUAAGUUAUAUAAAUGGCUGUGUCAAAAAAUACUUUCUUUAAAUUACUUGGUUUCCAAGCUUUGUUUUAAUGCUUUGGAAAUAAAAAAAAUUGAAAAAAAACCCCAAUAUUCCUGUAAAUUUAAAAUAUUUUUAAAAUUAUACCCAGUUGAAAUCCAGAAAUGCUGACAAUAGUGCACUGUUUGCGCCUGUUUUUUGUUUUUUUUUAACUUAUAAAAUCUGGGAAACACAUUCAAGGGUAUAUUUAUUACUCUUGGUUAGUUUGGUAUAAAUAUUAUGAAUUAAGGCCAUUAAAGUUAUGGUUUACUUAAUCAAAAAUGUAGCCAAGUUGAACAGAAUAUUUAUCCUUUAUCAACAAUUAACUUAGUUGAAUAUCAUCUUUCAUAAGAAGCAAUGAUCAUACAACAUGGCUUAGUUCUAAGGACCCUAAUCUUAUAGAUGCUGUUACUUUAACAGCUCCACCAGUUUCUAAGGUAUAAUUCAUGGUUUUAUUUACUCAUUUUCAGUUACUAAAAAAACAUACAGGAAUAUAUUGUAGUGUUUAAGGAUCAUUUUGG